Molecule: messenger RNA, 1266 nt
Organism: Hemiscyllium ocellatum (epaulette shark)
Lineage: Eukaryota; Metazoa; Chordata; Chondrichthyes; Orectolobiformes; Hemiscylliidae
Gene: dpep1
Product: dipeptidase 1
Exons: 10
Coding region: 39-1178 (379 amino acids)
Biological process (GO): proteolysis
Molecular function (GO): metallodipeptidase activity
Source: RefSeq, a predicted model, not a curated record
GUUCUGCAGAUCAAUAUAGAAAACGGGCAGAGGCAUUAAUGAAAGAAACUCCUCUAAUAGAUGGACAUAACGACCUCCCAUGGCAGCUUCUCCUACGUUACCAUAACCAACUGAGCAAAGUGGAUCUGCACAAGCUGAAUGGAACCCAAACCAACAUUCCCAAGCUGAGAACUGGUCUUGUAGGAGGACAGUUUUGGUCAGCAUAUACACCAUGUGACACCCAGUACAAGGAUGCCGUGAGACAAACACUGGAGCAGAUUGAUGUCAUUCACAGAAUGUGUCAGACAUAUCCAGAAACUUUCGAAUGUGUAGGUUCAACCAAAGAAAUCACUGCAUCUUUCAAAAAUGGUAAAGUGGCCAGUUUAAUUGGUGUAGAGGGUGGACACUCGAUUGACAGCAACAUGGCUACACUGCGUCUCUUCUAUCAGCUGGGUGUGAGAUACAUGACCCUCACGCACAGCUGUAACACACCAUGGGCGGAUAACUGGCUUGUGGACAGGGGAGAUGACCCAGCUCAGAGUAAUGGAUUGUCCACAUAUGGAAAGAAAAUCAUACAAGAGAUGAACCGCUUGGGAAUGAUCAUCGAUUUAGCUCACACUUCAAUGGAGACAAUGAAUGAUGUACUGCAGCUUUCAAAGGCCCCUGUUAUAUUUAGCCACUCAUCUGCCUAUGCCCUAUGUAAUAAUAGACGCAAUGUACCAGAUGGAAUUCUGAGGAAUGUGAGUAAAAAGGGAGGCAUUGUGAUGGUAAAUUUCUACAAUGAAUACGUUACCUGUAACGAUGCAGCUAAACUUUCCGAUGUGGCAGAUCAUUUUGACCACAUCAAAAAGAUUGCUGGUUACGAGACUGUAGGAUUUGGUGGUGAUUACGAUGGGGUAUCGAGACUUCCUGCAGGCUUGGAAGAUGUGUCCUUCUAUCCAGACUUAGUAGCUGAACUAUUGAGAAGAAAUUGGUCUGAUCAAGAUGUGAAAGCAGCACUGGGAGGAAACUUCCUACGAGUCUUUGAGCAAGUGGAAAAGAUUAAAUCCAGCUCUCCUGGUGCUGAUGAGCCCAUUCCUUAUGAACAGAUUCAGAAUGAAUGUAGAACUGGCUAUGGCUAUCAAAAUAACGGAACCCCACUGGUGUUAUUUCCUACAGUUAUCUCAUUAGCUUGCCUAGUAUAUUAUAUAUUAGUAUAAGAGUUAAAUAAAGAAUGCAUGUACCACAGUAACCCUUAAAUAGUGCAGCUUCCCAAAAAAAAAAUGAUUUGAAUACAAAGAAAAAAUA